This is a messenger RNA of Oryza sativa Japonica Group (Japanese rice), 1705 nucleotides long. Its product is annotated as F-box protein At5g07610. The record is from RefSeq and is a predicted model, not a curated record. Gene Ontology annotation, molecular function: protein binding. Lineage: Eukaryota; Viridiplantae; Streptophyta; Magnoliopsida; Poales; Poaceae.
UCCAGGUAGAAGCCCAACCACAGCCCAAAGCUGAUCUAUUCCAUCAAGAUUGGGUAUUUCCUUUCCCCACGAUCCCCUCAACGACGCCGCCGCCGCCGCCACUCCACCACCACUCCCUCGCCGUCGCCGUGGUUGCUCCCGCCCCUACUCCGGUGAUCAAACAAUGGCGAUGGAGCUGGAGCGCGCCACCAAGAAGAGGCGCGGCGGCAUCGACGACCUCCCCGACGACCUCAUCGUGGAUAUCCUCUCGCGUCUCCCGGCCAAAUCCGUCUGCCGCUUCAAGUGCGUCUCCUGGCGCUGGCGCCGCCUCAUCUCCCACCGCGACCACCGCAAGAAGCUCCCCCACACGCUCUCCGGCUUCAUCUCCCGCUACUACGGGCCCCUCAACGACGACGAGCUCGUCUCGAUCCCCCAUUUCGACAGCAUCGAUGGAGGAGAAGAAGAUGAAGAGGAGCACCGCCUUGUUCCUGACCCUUCCUUGUCCUUCUUGCUUGGAUACAUGUCCAUCUCUCCCAAGGAUUGCUGCAAUGGCCUUCUCCUCUGUUUGUGUUGCAAGAAUUCCCCGAGAGAUGAAUCCGAUUACGUGGUCUGCAACCCUGCCACUCAGAGAUGGAUCAUCUUGCCCGAGAUCGACGAUUACGACCAGCUCGCCUCCAUCCGUCUGUGUUUCGAUCCGGCAUUGUCACCCUACUUCCAUGUCUUUGCAAUCCUGGAGGAUGCGGAUGGAUGCAUAACCGGCGUGGAGAUUUUCUCGUCGGAGACGGGCGGUGGAGCCACAGGGAGAAUGGUUGGGUUGACCAAGAUGAUCACAUGGUGCGUCCCGACGCCAAGUCUGUGUUUGUCGAUGGCAUGGUGAAUUUCAUCUCCUUCAGAUCCGCGAUCAUAGCGGUUGACAUGGAGGGGAAGAAGUGGAAGACUAUUCCUUUUCUAGAACAAAUGAAUUGUCAAUGCUUCUGCAGCGGGAAUCUUGCUUUCAUAGGCCAAUCCCAAGGACACUUGUAUUACAUCAAUUCCAGGAAUAGGGAUUCCUCUAUAUUGUCAGUCUGGACUCUUGAUGAUUACUGCAGCCGCCAAUGGUCCUUCAAGUACAACAUUAGCACCUCCCAGCUUUUCGGAUGGACGAAUAUGAGGCUUGAACGGAAGUACAACCUGAUUGCAAUUCACCCAGACUGCAAUAUGAUUUUCUAUGUUUCCCGGGACGAGGGCCAGAACACGCUGCUAUCAUAUGACAUGGAUCGGGGGGAAAUUAACUCGAUAUGCAAUAUAAGAGAUCCCUUUUGGAAUCCCUGGGAUCCUUGUCUCCCGUAUGUCCCCGUGUUCAUGGAGUCAUUGCCCGAUCAUGCCUAGAUGUGUUGGCAGCUCAUAAAAGAACAUUUUGGUUGGCUAAGUUUUGCUGUUGGUGAUCAGUGAAGAAAAGGUUGAUCCACUGGUGGAUUUUCUCUAGUUUUCGAAGAAAAAAGAGUUGCUUUCCAGCCAAAAGUUGCCAGAGUUAUUGAUUACCGAAUUGGUAAUUUUGCUCUUCCAUUUACUCUGUUUACCUGUUUACUCAUAGAGCAGAGUAAGUGGGGUAUAUUAAGUUGUGACCUUGUUAAAUUCAUGGUUUAGCACUAUGGUAAGCCUAUUUGAUUUUGUACUGCUUCCUUGUGCUGAAUCUGAUGAAUCAUGAUGGUUUGUGAAGAGAGAGCUUGAGAUGGUACUUGGUGUA